Messenger RNA from Trichomycterus rosablanca, 570 nucleotides. It is a transcript of the gene c15h19orf53, whose product is annotated as chromosome 15 C19orf53 homolog. The record is from RefSeq and is a predicted model, not a curated record. The transcript has 3 exons. NCBI's taxonomy places the organism in Eukaryota, Metazoa, Chordata, Actinopteri, Siluriformes, Trichomycteridae. The coding region runs from base 58 to 363 and encodes 101 amino acids.
UCGUUAGUACGCAAGUGCGCAGCGUUGCUAGUUGCUGUGAGCUAACGGUAGUGAAAAAUGGCUCAGGGAAAACAGAAGUUUAAAGCGCAGAAACCCGGCGGAGGCAAAAAACCUCCUAAUAAACAGAAGGGACCGAAGAAAGGAGGGAGGAUCAUCGCCCCCAAGAAGGCGGCGGUGGUUCAUCAACAGAAACUGAAGAAGGGUCUGGAGGUGGCCAUCAGGAACAAGAUCGAAGAGGAGGUGUUGCAGAAAGCCAGCGGGAAGCUGCACAAGAAGCUCAGCGUGCUCAAGACCCCCCAGGGGAAAGGAGGGAAGGGGGGGGCGGGCGGCGCCGCCGCCGCCGCCGCGGCUUCCUCCAAAUAGCGGCCCGCGCCCUUUAUUCGCACCCUGUGCAGCUCGUCUCGUCUGGUCUAGUUUAGCGCCACCUGCAGGCUGCGGACGAUUGAGUAAAACUUGGGUCCUGGGACCCUCUACCACUUGCACCCGGCCCCUGAAACGUGUACAUUCACCGUUACACCUUGUAAACCACAGUGUGAUCAGAUUGCUGUAUUAAAACAAAAGGAACUCGGA